This is a messenger RNA of Erinaceus europaeus (western European hedgehog), 7366 nucleotides long. RefSeq names its product collagen type XI alpha 1 chain (gene COL11A1). The coding region runs from base 379 to 5835 and encodes 1818 amino acids. The record is from RefSeq and is a predicted model, not a curated record. Gene Ontology annotation, cellular component: collagen type XI trimer. Lineage: Eukaryota; Metazoa; Chordata; Mammalia; Eulipotyphla; Erinaceidae. The transcript is spliced from 67 exons. Gene Ontology annotation, molecular function: extracellular matrix structural constituent.
GGGCGGAGGAGGGGGCUGCUCAGAGCCUCUCGUCCGGCCCUCUGACGGCAUGAAGCCUUUAGGGGCACGCAGUGCUCUCAGAUUUUUGCUUCAAGCCCCUCUUCAGCUUUCAGUCUGAAGGCAGGACCCGGCAGAGGACGGAUCGAGGGUCCAGGCGGAGGGACCCACCGAGAGGGAGAGAGAGGAGGGGGCGAGAGACAGGAAGGAAGCAAACCAUCAUAUUUAAAAGAAAAAAAAAAAAGCCCUUUGACUUUUUCCACCUCUCCUCCCUGAUGGCUCUGUAGCAAACAUCCCGGACCGUACAGUGGAAGGGACGAAGUUGAUCUGGAGUCGCAAUUUCGUGGGCUGGGUUCACACUUGUGAGCUUGAGGCUCGGAGAUGGAGCUGUGGUCCUCUAGGUGGAAAACGAAACGGUGGCUCUGGGAUUUCAUCAUAACAACUCUCGCAUUGACUUUCCUCUUCCAGGCUAGAGAGGUCAGAGGAGCUGCUCCAGUUGAUGUACUAAAAGCUCUAGAUUUUCACAAAUCUCCAGAGGGAAUAUCAAAAACAACAGGAUUUUGCACAAACAGAAAAAAUUCAAAAGGUUCUGAUACUGCUUACAGAGUUUCAAAAUUAGCACAAAUUAGUGCUCCAACAAAACAGUUGUUUUCAGGAGCAACUUUUCCGGAAGAUUUUUCAAUAUUAUUUACAGUAAAACCCAAAAAAGGAAUCCAGGCCUUCCUUUUAUCUAUAUACAAUGAGCAUGGUAUUCAGCAAAUUGGUGUUGAAGUUGGGAGAUCACCUGUUUUCCUAUAUGAAGAUCACACUGGAAAACCUGCCCCUGAAGACUACCCUCUCUUCAGAACUGUUAACAUAGCAGAUGGCAAGUGGCAUCGGGUAGCAAUCAGUGUGGAAAAGAAAACUGUGACAAUGAUUGUUGACUGUAAGAAGAAAACCACAAAACCACUUGAUAGAAGUGAGAGAGCAGUUGUUGACACCGACGGAAUCAUAGUCUUUGGAGCAAGAAUUUUUGAGGAAGAAGUUUUUGAGGGAGACAUUCAGCAGCUGUUGAUCACAGGUGACCCCAAAGCUGCCUAUGACUACUGUGAGCACUACAGUCCAGACUGUGACUCCUCAGCACCCAAGGCUGCUCAGGCUCAGGAACCUCAGAUCGAUGAGAAAAAGAACUCCCAUUUCAAAAAGAAGAUGAAGACAAUGAUCACUAACUCAAAGGAAAAGUCCAAAAAGUUUACACCCCCUAAAUCUGAAAAAUUUGCAUCAAAGAAGAAGGAAAGUUAUCAAGCAACAGCAAAAGCCAAACUAGGGGUACAGGCAAAUAUUGUUGAUGACUUUCAAGAAUACAACUAUGGAACAAUGGAGAGUUACCAAACAGAAGCUCCUAGGCGUGUUUAUGGAACAAAUGAGCCAAAUCCAGUUGAAGAGGUAUUUACUGAAGAAUAUCUAACUGGAGAGGAUUAUGAUUCCCAGAGGAAAAAUUUGGAGGAUGCACUAUAUGAAAGCAAAGGAAUAGACGGCAGGGACUCUGAUCUUCUGGUAGAUGAAGAUUUAGGCGAAUAUGAUUUUUAUGAAUUUAACCAAUAUGAAGAUAAACCAACAAGUUCCACUAAUGAAGAAUUUGGUCCAGGUGUACCAGCAGAAACUGAUAUUACAGAAACAAGCAUAAAUGGCCACGGAUCAUAUGGAGAAAAGGGACAGAAAGGAGAACCAGCAGUUGUUGAACCUGGUAUGCUUGUUGAAGGACCACCAGGGCCAGCAGGACCUGUGGGUCUUAUGGGUCCCCCAGGUUUACAAGGCCCCACUGGUCCUCCUGGUGACCCUGGUGACAGGGGUCCCCCAGGACGUCCUGGCUUACCAGGGGCUGACGGUCUACCUGGUCCUCCUGGCACCAUGUUAAUGUUACCGUUCCGCUAUGGUGGUGAUGGCUCCAAAGGACCAACUAUUUCUGCUCAGGAAGCUCAGGCCCAAGCAAUUCUUCAACAGGCUCGGAUUGCUCUGAGAGGUCCACCUGGCCCAAUGGGUCUAACUGGAAGACCAGGUCCUGUGGGGGGUCCUGGCUCAACUGGUGCCAAAGGUGAGAGUGGUGAUCCAGGUCCACAGGGCCCUCGCGGUGUUCAAGGUCCACCUGGCCUAACAGGAAAACCUGGAAAACGGGGUCGACCAGGGGCUGAUGGAGGAAGAGGAAUGCCUGGAGAACCUGGGGCAAAGGGCGAUCGAGGAUUUGAUGGACUUCCAGGUCUGCCAGGUGAUAAAGGUCACAGGGGUGAACGCGGUCCCCAGGGUCUUCCUGGUCCUCCUGGUGAAGAUGGAAUGAGGGGAGAAGAUGGAGAAAUAGGACCAAGGGGUCUUCCAGGUGAAGCUGGUCCCCGAGGUCUGCUGGGACCAAGGGGAACUCCAGGACCUACAGGACAACCUGGAAUCGCAGGUGUAGAUGGUCCUCCAGGACCAAAAGGAAACAUGGGCCCUCAAGGGGAACCUGGACCUCCAGGACAGCAGGGGAAUCCAGGACCUCAAGGUCUUCCUGGCCCACAAGGUCCAAUUGGUCCUCCUGGUGAAAAAGGACCACAGGGAAAACCAGGCCUUGCAGGACUUCCUGGUGCUGAUGGGCCUCCUGGUCAUCCUGGAAAAGAAGGCCAGUCUGGAGACAAGGGUGCUCUGGGUCCUCCCGGUCCACAAGGACCUGCUGGUUAUCCUGGUCCCCGAGGAGUAAAGGGUGCAGAUGGUGUCAGAGGUCUCAAGGGAUCUAAAGGUGAAAAGGGUGAAGAUGGCUUUCCAGGAUUCAAAGGGGACAUGGGUCUAAAAGGUGAUAGAGGAGAAGUUGGCCAGUUAGGUCCUAGAGGAGAAGAUGGCCCUGAAGGCCCCAAAGGUCGAGCAGGACCAACUGGAGAUCCUGGUCCUUCUGGUCAAGCAGGGGAGAAGGGAAAACUUGGUGUUCCAGGAUUACCAGGAUAUCCAGGAAGACAAGGUCCAAAGGGGUCCACUGGAUUUCCUGGGUUUCCAGGUGCCAAUGGAGAGAAAGGUGCACGGGGAGUAGCUGGCAAACCAGGUCCUCGAGGUCAGCGUGGCCCCACGGGUCCCCGAGGUUCAAGAGGUGCAAGAGGUCCAACAGGGAAACCUGGUCCCAAGGGCACUUCAGGUGGUGAUGGCCCUCCUGGCCCUCCAGGUGAAAGAGGACCUCAAGGACCUCAGGGUCCAGUUGGAUUCCCUGGACCAAAAGGCCCACCUGGACCACCUGGGAAGGAUGGACUGCCAGGUCACCCUGGACAACGUGGAGAGACAGGCUUUCAAGGGAAAACUGGUCCUCCAGGGCCGGGUGGUGUUGUUGGACCACAGGGACCAACUGGUGAAACCGGUCCUAUAGGUGAACGAGGACAUCCUGGCCCUCCUGGACCUCCUGGAGAACAAGGUCUUCCUGGUGCUGCAGGAAAAGAGGGUGCAAAGGGUGACCCAGGCCCUCAAGGGAUCUCAGGGAAAGAUGGACCCGCUGGACUUCGUGGUUUCCCAGGUGAAAGAGGUCUUCCUGGAGCUCAGGGUGCACCUGGACUAAAAGGAGGGGAAGGUCCCCAGGGCCCACCAGGUCCAAUUGGCUCACCUGGAGAACGUGGAUCAGCAGGCACUGCUGGCCCAAUUGGUUUGCCAGGGCGUCCUGGACCCCAGGGUCCUCCUGGUCCAGCUGGAGAAAAAGGUGCUCCUGGAGAAAAAGGUCCCCAAGGUCCUGCAGGAAGAGAUGGAAUACAAGGUCCAGUGGGUCUCCCAGGGCCUGCUGGACCUGCGGGUUCCCCUGGAGAAGAUGGAGACAAGGGUGAAAUUGGUGAACCUGGACAAAAAGGCAGCAAGGGUGACAAAGGAGAAAAUGGUCCUCCUGGUCCCCCAGGUCUUCAAGGACCGGUUGGUGCUCCUGGAAUUGCUGGAGGUGAUGGUGAGCCAGGUCCCAGAGGUCAGCAGGGAAUGUUUGGACAAAAAGGUGAUGAGGGAGCAAGAGGUUUCCCAGGACCUCCUGGCCCCAUAGGUAUUCAGGGUCUGCCUGGCCCACCUGGUGAGAAAGGUGAAAAUGGAGAUGUUGGUCCUAUGGGUCCACCUGGUCCUCCAGGCCCAAGAGGUCCUCAAGGCCCCAAUGGAGCUGAUGGACCACAAGGCCCCCCAGGAUCCAUUGGUUCAGUUGGUGGUGUUGGAGAAAAGGGUGAGCCUGGAGAAGCUGGAAACCCAGGCCCCCCUGGGGAGGCAGGCACUGGUGGUCCUAAAGGUGAAAGAGGAGAGAAAGGAGAAGCUGGCCCACCUGGUGCUGCAGGACCUCCUGGUGCUAAGGGACCACCAGGUGAUGACGGUCCUAAGGGUAACCCGGGUCCUGUUGGUUUUCCUGGAGAUCCUGGCCCUCCUGGGGAACCCGGCCCUGCAGGUCAAGAUGGUAUUGGUGGUGACAAGGGUGAAGAUGGAGAUCCUGGUCAACAGGGGCCCCCUGGUCCAUCUGGUGAAGCUGGUCCACCAGGUCCCCCUGGAAAAAGAGGUCCUCCUGGAGCUACGGGUCCAGAGGGAAGACAAGGUGAAAAGGGUGCUAAGGGUGAAGCAGGUGCUGAAGGUCCUGCUGGAAAAACUGGUCCAGUUGGUCCUCAGGGGCCAGCUGGAAAGCCUGGUCCAGAAGGUCUCCGGGGCAUCCCUGGUCCAGUGGGAGAACAAGGUCUUCCUGGAGCUGCAGGCCAAGAUGGGCCACCUGGUCCUAUGGGGCCUCCUGGUUUACCUGGCCUCAAAGGUGACCCUGGCUCCAAAGGUGAAAAGGGACAUCCUGGUUUAAUUGGCUUGAUUGGUCCUCCAGGAGAGCAAGGUGAAAAGGGUGACAGAGGACUCCCUGGAACUCAAGGAUCUCCAGGAGCUAAGGGAGAUGGGGGAAUUCCAGGUCCUGCUGGCCCUAUAGGUCCACCUGGUCCUCCAGGCUUACCAGGCCCUCAAGGUCCAAAGGGUAACAAAGGCUCUUCUGGACCUGCUGGUCAAAAGGGUGAUAGUGGUCUUCCAGGACCUCCUGGGCCUCCAGGUCCUCCUGGAGAAGUCAUUCAGCCAUUACCAAUCUUGUCACCAAAAAAAACAAGAAGACAUACUGAAAACAUGCAAGCAGAUGCAGGUGAUAACAUUCUUGAUUACUCAGAUGGAAUGGAAGAAAUAUUUGGUUCUCUCAAUUCCUUGAAGCAAGACAUUGAACAUAUGAAGUUUCCUAUGGGUACUCAGACCAACCCAGCUCGAACUUGUAAGGAUCUGCAGCUCAGCCAUCCCGACUUCCCAGAUGGCGAAUAUUGGAUUGAUCCUAACCAAGGUUGCUCAGGAGAUUCCUUCAAAGUUUACUGUAAUUUCACUUCUGGUGGUGAGACAUGCAUUUAUCCAGACAAAAAAUCUGAGGGAGUAAGAAUUUCUUCAUGGCCAAAGGAGAAACCAAGAAGCUGGUUUAGUGAGUUUAAGAGAGGAAAACUGCUUUCAUACUUGGAUGUUGAAGGCAAUUCCAUUAACAUGGUGCAAAUGACAUUCCUGAAAUUGCUGACUGCCACUGCUCGGCAGAAUUUCACCUACCACUGUCAUCAGUCAGCAGCCUGGUAUGAUGUGUCCUCAGGAAGUUAUGACAAAGCACUUCGGUUCCUGGGAUCAAAUGAUGAAGAGAUAUCCUAUGACAACAACCCUUAUAUCAAAGCACUGUAUGAUGGCUGUGCAUCCAGAAAAAGCUAUGCAAAGACUGUGAUCGAAAUCAAUACACCGAAAAUUGAUCAAGUACCUAUCGUUGAUAUAAUGAUCAAUGACUUUGGUGAUCAGAAUCAGAAGUUUGGAUUUGAAGUUGGUCCUGCUUGUUUUCUUGGCUAAGACGGGGAAAAAGAACAUAUGAAAUCAACAGAAAAUAUACCUUGGUGUCACCAACGCAUUUUAUGCCACAUGCAAGUUUUGAAUAAGGAUGGUAUAGAAAACAAGUUGAUACAUAUUUAAAUACCAAUUAAGAAAUGUUGAUGCCCUGGAAGGGGCACAAUAGCAUGAGAAAAGCUUUUAAAAUUCAAAAAACAAAGAUAGUGUGGCUGAGAUGGAAAUAGGCCUUUUCUUGAUUCCCAAUUUUCAUUCCUCCUUAUUUCUAUUUGGAUUUCUUUGGUGCUGUAGAGGAAAAAGAAAAAUAUAAAAAAUAUAUAUGUUCACAAAAAAAUGGUGCUCAUUCCAUCCCUCAAGGAUGUGCUAAAAUAGUGUGUUUAAUAAAUUGUAAUUAUUUCAUGUACAGUUCUAGACUGUUAUCUAUUUGUUCAUUCCCAAAACUUGCACGUGUCUCUGAACUUCAUUUGACUAAUUUGAUGACAAUUGCAGAAUUAUGAUGGCAAUAAAUAUAUGUACUAUGAAAAUAAAGUUUAUAGUAUCUGAUUAUUCUAAUCCCCUUUUUUGAUUAAUAAAAAAUGCCUUUGUAUAUAUUAAUGUUGAGUUCAAUUAUUUGAUGUCGUCAACAAAUUUCUUUGAGGGCAAAAACCUGGAAGAAUUUUGGAAGCACAAGCACACUUCAAUCAACUCUUCUUGACAAUAACUUUACUGCAUCUCAACCAGAAUUAUCAUGCAUUUUGAUGCUUUAAAAAAAAAAAUCCUGUACCUCAGUCUUUUCUAUUCAGAGUCCAGGAUUUCACAGGAUACUUGUAUAUAUGGAAAAUAAGCAAGUUUAUAUUUUGGACAGGAAAUAUGUAUGAGAAGCUAUUUUAACAAAUUUAUAUCAAGCAACGGUUGUACAAUGUUCUUAUUCCCUUAUCUAGAUUUUUCAGUGUGCUUCAAUCAUGCAAGUUAAUAUUAAAAAAUGGAAACUACAUAAUUAUUUAUGAAUUUGUGCAAUGUUGUAUUUUUAAUCGAUCAAUUUAAUGCAUUUGAGUCUAAGUUACAUUUUAUAAUAGUCUCAAAUAUUAUUUUACCUGCACCUGCCAAACAUAUUAUUUCUUUAUUUUUCAGGAUAAAACCAUAUAUGAUUCGCCCUACCUAAUUGCUAAGUAACAUAAAGGUAGACUGUUAUAAACAAUGUUUGUUUUAAAAGGCAUACUUAUUAAAAGCAAUAAAAAAUUUUCCUGUAAGGUAUUUUCUUACAGGUAGCUUGAAAUAGCAACAAAGUUAAAAUUUACAACUUGAACUCUGUAUCUAUUUUAAGUAAUAUAUGUAAGCCUUGAAAAUAAAUGUUUUACUAUUUUUAUUUGAAAUGUUAAAUUCAGAAUCCACUGGAGCAUAUUUCAACUGAUAAUUUAUUACAAAGAACAUAUCUGUAACAUUGAAAGUAAAACGUAAACAUUUGUUAUUCAGAAGUUCUUUAUUUUUUAAAUCAACAUUGUAAAUGUCCAUUCAAAAGGAAGAUAUGAAUAAUACAAAUAAACUCAAGUCUUGUCUA